Molecule: messenger RNA, 2661 nt
Organism: Cyphellophora attinorum
Lineage: Eukaryota; Fungi; Ascomycota; Eurotiomycetes; Chaetothyriales; Cyphellophoraceae
Product: Rho-GTPase-activating protein 5
Exons: 3
Coding region: 1-2661 (886 amino acids)
Biological process (GO): activation of GTPase activity; regulation of fungal-type cell wall organization; signal transduction
Cellular component (GO): cell cortex
Molecular function (GO): GTPase activator activity
Source: RefSeq, a predicted model, not a curated record
AUGGCUACAGGCGGCACUGCGCCUUCCAACGAUCCAAUACCUCCUCAACCAUCACACCAUGGCGCACAAGGUCCCCCAUCUGCCGCAGCCCAGGCAGCAUCGCCUCCAUCGAAGCGCGAACUAGCGUCCUGGUGGAAGAAGUUUAGGAAAACAACAGAAAAGCAGGACGAAAAAGUCGAGGCGCCGGGAAUAUUUGGCGUGCCUCUUGACCAGUCUAUACGGUACGCCAACGUUGCGAUCAGCUUGAGUGACGAACAGGGCAACAGCUUCAUCUAUGGCUACAUUCCCAUCGUCGUAGCAAAGUGCGGCGUGUUUCUGAAGGAGAAAGCGACCGACGUGGAGGGCAUCUUUCGACUGAGCGGUUCUGCGAAACGAAUCAAAGACCUCCAGACAGCCUUCAAUUCCCCCGAUCGAUAUGGCAAAGGACUAGACUGGACAGGGUACACUGUUCACGAUGCAGCAAAUAUCCUCCGUCGGUACCUGAACCAGCUUCCGGAGCCGAUCGUCCCUCUCGACUUCUACGAACGCUUCCGAGACCCUCUGCGACCAUACGCGACGAAGAGCACAGGCGACAACGAGGCGCAACCAAUCGAUAUGACGAUCGAGCAACAUGGCGCAGCCGUCGUGGCAUACCAAAAGCUGAUAACGGAGCUGCCGCCUCUCAGCAGACAGCUGUUGCUGUACAUUUUGGACCUCCUGGCUGUGUUUGCAUCCAAAUCAGAUAUGAACCGCAUGAAUGCUGCCAAUCUGGCAGCUAUUUUUCAGCCUGGUAUAAUUUCGCAUCCGCAGCACGACAUGGCGCCCACCGAAUACCGACUCAGUCAAGACGUACUCAUCUUUCUUAUCGAGAACCAAGACAACUUCUUGAUCGGCAUGACAGGCACGGCGGUGGACGAGAAGACGCAGAAGGACGUCGAAAGCGGUGCUCCCUCCGUCAGAAGUCCGGCGGUAGGACGGUCAGCAUCUAACGCGAGCGCCGGCGCGGACAGCCUACGCAAGUACGGAGUGAGAAGGAACGUGUCUGUAUCAUCAGGAAACUCGCGGGAACGAGGCAGUCCGGGCGUCUCCUCACCAGGGACGCCAACAGGAAUGAAUCAGCUCAGUACAGUGGGUUCCAACACGGGAGGAAUUGGCCGCAGCAACACGGUCCCGUCGAAACGAUCACCAGCACUUGCAGGAUCGCGCUUCCAACGAAUGCAAGAGCAGUCGGCCUCGAAUUCGCCUGUUCCGUCUCCGGAGGCAGCGAGAAUGACGAAUCCUCCCGCGACAAACGACGCACAGGACCAACAGCCACAGUUCCCUUCGCCUCAGCAUGCUCCGACCAGUCCUACACUCGCGCAGUCCCCGUCAUUUGGACCUCAAGCUGUGUCAGGCGCACCAAAGGAGCGCAAGAUCUCGAAUCUCUUCUCGAAGUCCCCGUUCCUGGGCCCUCCCGAGGCCUCAAGCAGGCCUACCAAGAAGCUACAGAAGCGCGGGCGCAUUGCGGGCAGUGGUAACGAAAGCGCAGCUAGCUCACAGGCCUCACUGCACGGAGAAGACACGCCUGCAUUCCAUACACCGCUCGUGUCGCCAAACGCCGGAUCAGCAGCCAAGCCUGAUCCCAUCGCUACACACGCACCGCACAUCCAAAACACAACAGCAACACCAGUGGAGACGCCGACGAGCGCCUUUCCGUCCGGCUCUGCUGAAAAGUCGGCCGCUAACCUUCAACCAGCUCGGUCUCCAGCAGCUUCGCUACAUUCAGGCACUUCUGUCACUGAUCACUCAGAGUUCGAUGCGCUUGACAGCAAUGCUUCCCCAGCUGUAGCUGGAGCCAGCCCUCCCGAAAAGGAUAAGCGACGGCAUCGCUGGCGGUUCUCGAGUUCUGCGAAACGAUCCGAUGAUUUCCCCCUCGCUCCACCACCUCCCAUUGGCAGCAAUGCAGGCGCUAGGGGAAGCAAUAGCUCAUUUGGCAGUUCGAGACCACGCAAGAGUUUUACAGGUGACAGUGGUGGGCUGGGCUCUAGCCAGCAUGACCGCGAGGGCAGCAUGAUGACUGGCCAGAGUCUGGUCGGAGCAAGCACUCACAGCCGGGAAAGUGGAGAGCUUCUUCGAGAUGUGACGAACACGGGGUCGAACACCUCAGGCGAAGAGAAGAAGGGGCUUUUCGGCAAAUGGAAGGCGAAGCUUGGUGAACGAAACGAGCAGAAGAAGCUUGAGAAAGAAAGAGCAAAAAGUCCACCAGGGGCCGCUUCCCAGGGACAGUCGCGCUCGAGUCUGAGCGCUAUGGCAAGCCCAAACCAAGGACCCAGAGGUCGGAGCUUUGAGGGACAUCGUGGAAGUCAGUCCAGUGGUGAAGGCGGCAUGGCGCCGAAUGAGAGCGACCGUGCGCCGGCAUCUACUCUUCCGACUGUUACUGAGCGGCCUGUGACUGAAGCUAAGGAGCGGGCGGAAAUGACGGGGCUGCCACAGCAGGGAUCUGCACAGCCAGCGCUGCCUGCGACGACUGCUCUGCAGACUAAUGCUCCCAGUGCUGUCACGCAGUCAGGAGUGGCGCAGAAUCCCGUCUCUGACUCACCAGUGUCUCCGACCACGGUCAUUCAUCCUCAGCGUUUGGCGGAUCAACUGCAGCAAGCACCGCAGGGCGUCGAAGAGCAGGAGAAGUCACCAACUACGCAGUGA